CCCGCCCCCGGCCCGCCCCGCCGAGCCCUCCCCGCGCUUAAAUGCCGGGCCGGGAGCCGCGCUGGGAGGAAGGUGCUGCUGCUGCCCCCAGCAUGGCUGCUCCGUCCCGGCUGCUCGUGUCCCUGCUGCUGCUGUUCUGGGGCUGCCUCUGCCCGCCCGCCCGCGCCGGCCUCUACUUCAGAGAAGGGCAGAGCUGCUACAAGCCGGCCCCGCGCAGGGCUCCCGGCCUGAGGACCUACCCCCGCCCGCACGAGUACCUGGACAUCUCCGCGCUGCCCGAGAGCUGGGACUGGAGGAACGUGAACGGUGUCAACUUCGCCAGCACCACUCGGAACCAGCACAUCCCGCAGUACUGUGGGUCCUGCUGGGCCCACGGCAGCACCAGCGCUUUGGCAGAUCGAAUCAACAUAAAGAGAAAAGGGGCAUGGCCUUCUGCCUACCUGUCUGUUCAGAAUGUGAUCGAUUGUGCUGAGGCAGGAUCCUGUGAAGGUGGAGACCACUCGGGUGUUUGGAUGUAUGCCCAUGACCACGGCAUCCCAGAUGAGACCUGCAACAACUACCAAGCUAAGGAUCAAAAGUGUAAGAAGUUUAACCAGUGUGGAACUUGUGUCACUUUUGGAGAAUGUCAUGUGAUAAAGAACUACACCCUCUGGAAAGUUGGUGACUAUGGGUCUGUCAGUGGAAGAGAAAAAAUGAUGGCAGAAAUUUAUACUAAUGGACCAAUUAGCUGUGGCAUAAUGGCUACAGAAAAGCUGGAUGCUUACACUGGAGGACUUUACACAGAGUACAACCCCUCGCCUAUGGUGAAUCACAUUGUAUCUGUGGCUGGCUGGGGCGUAGAAAAUGGAACAGAAUACUGGAUUGUUCGGAACUCAUGGGGUGAACCCUGGGGUGAAAGAGGGUGGCUGAGGAUUGUGACAAGUGCAUAUAAAGGUGGAAAAGGAGCAGAGUACAACCUUGCUAUUGAAGAGGACUGUGCAUAUGGAGAUGUUGUUCUUCCGUGAUUCUGCAUGGUACACCUGUCUGUUCAGGAACUACUUUGGGAAGCUUCCCAACACCACCUUUUUCUGUUUAAAGAAUAGUAGGCUAAAACUGUUUCACAGUUCAAAACCAUCAGGCAGUUCUGCAAAACUAGCCCAGAUAGCAAGAGAUGAUGUCUUCUAAGCAAAUUAAAUAGAGCUGCCUUUAGAUAAUUGAAAACUUGGAAAAAUAAUAUACCCAUUAAAAAGUUGUCUGCCUUGUUGCACAGUACCUAAAUCAUAUUGACUUUAUGUAAAUCUCUGUAUAUUUUUAAAGUAUAAAUUAUGUAGACACACAAAGAAGGAACAAUUAUACUCAAUAUUUGGGUCUAGAGCUUAUAUUAAAUUUUCUAACAAUAUUAAGCAAAUAUCUCACAAUGAUGCAGAUGAAAAACCAAAGCUCAGUCUGGACAUGAUAUAACAAAAAACUACAUCCCCUGUUGUUUUCUUGACCCCCAGAUGAAACAAUGUUGUCGGAAGUGUCAUAUAAUGCAGUUGGUUUUAUCCAAGCAAAAUGAUCAACAUAAGUCUAAAUGUUCUUAGUUAUAUAAUUAGUCUUGUCUCUGUUCAAAUUCCUUACUUUUACAUGUGAUUUGCUGUGCUGUUUUUCUCCCAAAGAGGCAAAGUAAAAGUUGACAACCCAGAAUUCUUCACUAAUUUCAAGAAAGGUAGCAAAUUGUCUUCCUUAAAACUGAGCCAGUUACUAAGUGGCAAGUCAGUGCCAUAUAAAAUGUUAUUAGUUGGCAUUGUUAACUGCAUGUAAUAAAUGGACUUUUUAUCUUUAAUGACUUAA
This is a messenger RNA of Columba livia (rock pigeon), 1812 nucleotides long. It is a transcript of the gene CTSZ, whose product is annotated as cathepsin Z. The transcript has 6 exons. NCBI's taxonomy places the organism in Eukaryota, Metazoa, Chordata, Aves, Columbiformes, Columbidae. Bases 42 to 1004 code for a protein of 320 amino acids. Gene Ontology annotation, molecular function: cysteine-type endopeptidase activity. Gene Ontology annotation, cellular component: lysosome. The record is from RefSeq and is a predicted model, not a curated record.